This is a messenger RNA of Cryptomeria japonica (Japanese cedar), 1424 nucleotides long. Its product is annotated as 10-deacetylbaccatin III 10-O-acetyltransferase. The record is from RefSeq and is a predicted model, not a curated record. The coding region runs from base 370 to 720 and encodes 116 amino acids. The transcript has 2 exons. NCBI's taxonomy places the organism in Eukaryota, Viridiplantae, Streptophyta, Pinopsida, Cupressales, Cupressaceae.
GUUUGAAUCAUCGCCAUUUGCUUACUCAAUCCUUUUAGGCUAGUAAAGAGAAGAGGUUUCCAUUACAAUGGAGAAGGCAGGCUUAGGAGAGUUUAAUUUGGAGAUUGUGGAGAGUUGCCUUGUGCAACCACGCCUGCCUUCGCCCAGAGCCACCCUUUAUCUCUCAAACCUUGAUAACCAGCCUUUAGUGAGAAUGGCCUUUAAUACGUUGCUUGUGAAAAUGUUUUGCCAGAUCCUGCCAAAACAAUCUGAGAAGCUCUAUCAAAAGUGUUGGUGUAUUAUUAUCCUCUGGCUGGAAGAUUGAGAAAGAAAGAAGAUGGGAAGCUUCAAGUGGAGUGCACCGGAGAAGGUGUUCUCUUUGUUGAAGCCAUGGUAGAUAACAGCCUCUCAGUCCUUGGAGAUUUGGACCAGCUGAAGCCAUCAUUCAAGCAGCUACUUUUUAGGUUCCCUUUCGACAUAGCUCUGGAGGAGGUUCAUCCCAUGGUUCUCCAGGUAAAUCAGUUCGCAUGUGGAGGCUUUGUUGUAGCAGUGAGUUUCCACCAUAGUGUAUGUGAUGGACGAGGAGUAGGACAAUUUCUCAAAGGUCUUGGAGAGAUGGCUAGAGGAUAUGUUAAGCCAUGUAUUGAACCAAUAUCGGAUAGAGUACUUCUUAAGCCAAGGAACAUAUUAGUUCAUGACAUAGAACUGAUUGAAGAAAAUAUAAAGAGUACAUUCCACUGAUGGACACCUCCAAUAUUUAAAGAAUCAAUUCAAAUGUCCCUUACCUUAAACAAUGAGACAUUAAAAUAUGUGAAAGAUGAAAUUAUGCCAGAAUGUUUAGGUAUUUGUACUACAUUUGAAAUUGUUGCAGCUCUGAUUUGGCAGGGAAGGACCAAGGUACUUGAAAUUCCACAUACUCAAAGUGUUAGUAUUUCCUUUGCAGUUGAUGUGAGGAGAUCAUUUAAUCCCCCACUACCAAAUGGAUACUAUGGAAAUGGUAUUGUUGCCGCACGUGCACAAGCUAUUGCUCAUGAUGUCAUAAACCAACCACUUUCAUAUCUAGUGAAUAUUAUAAAGAAAACAAAGAUGUCACUAACUAACGAGUAUCUUAGAUCGACCAAUUUCCAUCAGAUAUUUAUAGCAACCAAGCUAAUAUAAUUUUGAGUGACUGGAGGUGGUUGGGAUUUAAUGAAGUUGAUUUUGGAUCGGGAAGUCCAAUGAAUAUAUGUCUGAUGUCCUGGAAUGAGAAUGGGCUCAACAUAUCAAAUGGUUUUCUCUUCCUCCAUUCUCCAAAACGAAAGGAUGAUGGAUUUAAGGUGAUAACAUGGAUGCCUCCACUAGAUUUCAAUUUAUUUGAACUAGAAAUAGAAUCCAUCAUCAACAAAUAUGUUAUCAAAGAUUCUAAAUUUUAAUCUAAUGGUUAAACCUUUUCACUUUUUAUUAAA